CCAGUGAUCACCGCAACUUCUGUGAUAACGGUCACAUCCAGUUCAGUUUCCACCGUCACAUCAUACUAUCCGACUGCUGCUGCAGUGGCCAAGCGUGAUCUCGAAGACACCGAGUUCGAAGACUGCGAGAUUGAAGAGCGUGAUGCGUCUUCAACAAUCACGGCAUCUUUGACGAUCCCUGCGUAUGCUUCCGCUUGCACGAACUGGGCAGAAUAUGUUGCAGCAUGCUCAUAUGCUGGUGUUCCGCAAACGACUUCAACUAUCUCGACCACCUUACCAGCGAGCACCAUCUUUGUCACAAUCUCAUCAACCUCUAUAUCGACACUCACAGAGAGAUCAAGCACGGAAGUUCUUUCAUCACCCUCCCCGCCGUUUCCACCAGCAUCCAGACAGCCUACACAACUCAAACAGCAACACCUAGCACCAUCUUCGUUUACCAAACCGUCACCGUCGCAACUUCCGGUGCCGUACAAACCGUCUCCGCCCCUGUCCCGAACUUCAAGCUAGCAAUGGUACCCGUAGGCGGUGGGACUACACUCUACAUGGAAGUCCUGGUGGGCGAUGCUCUAGCCUACAAAAGCACAACCGACAUCACCCAAGCCUCAGUCUUCACAAUCGACACGUUGAACCGUCUCGUGACCACAGCCGCAGAUCCCGAAAUUGCAUGUGCCUAUAGCUCCAUUUCAAACUACUAUAUGGAAGGUCUGCGACACACGUGGUUCGAUGCCCAUACGCAGUAUUUCACGCCCCUGUCUUGUGCGGUCAAUUCGGAUUUGACGUUGACUUGCUCGUAUAAGACUGCCACUUCGUUCACAUAUUAUGCGAGUCAGCAGUCGUUCUUUUAUAGUACGGCUGGCUAUGAUGGUUUCCCGACGUACAUUGCGAAUGUCAUUCCUCAAUAGGCUGGAUGGCCCGGAAGUGUAAAGAAAGAACUUAUAGGCUC
Molecule: messenger RNA, 943 nt
Organism: Mollisia scopiformis
Lineage: Eukaryota; Fungi; Ascomycota; Leotiomycetes; Helotiales; Mollisiaceae
Exons: 3
Coding region: 225-902 (225 amino acids)
Source: RefSeq, a predicted model, not a curated record